Molecule: messenger RNA, 1484 nt
Organism: Zingiber officinale
Lineage: Eukaryota; Viridiplantae; Streptophyta; Magnoliopsida; Zingiberales; Zingiberaceae
Product: phosphatidylinositol transfer protein 3-like
Exons: 6
Coding region: 191-1090 (299 amino acids)
Molecular function (GO): phosphatidylinositol transfer activity
Source: RefSeq, a predicted model, not a curated record
AACAGCUGGUCAAACACGCAUGGCAUGGCAUUCUCACCCUUAUCCACCAAACCCACCGGCACGCCCCUCUUCCCUUUCCUUCUUACUCUUCCCUUCCUUUUUUUCAGUUUAAUUCUUCUCCUGGUUCCACAGGGUACCACCUCUUCCAAGAUCACAACUGGUAAGAUAGUUGAGACUUGCUUUAUUUAGGAUGAUGAAUCUUAGGAGAUCUAAAGCCAGCAGUGUUGAGAAAUCCCUGUCUCAUCAGGAGCAACAAGUAAAGAUAGAUGAAGUGCGCAGACGAUUAGGUCCGCUGGCAAAUCGGUUUCCGAGUUUCUGUUCGGAUGCUUCGGUGUUGAGGUAUCUCCAUGCCAGAAACUGGGAUGUCGAAAAGUCGAGCAAAUUGCUGAAAGAAACUCUCAAGUGGAGGCUUGAAUACAAGCCAGAGGCAAUUAGAUGGGAAGAUAUUGCUCAAGAAGCUGAGACUGGAAAGAUAUACAGAGCCAAUUACCUUGACAAGUAUGGAAGAACUGUUCUUGUUAUGAGACCUGGGUUUCAGAACACUAGCUCGAGCAAAGGGCAGAUCAGAUACCUGGUAUACUGCAUGGAGAAUGCCAUCUUAAAUUUGUCAGCUGAUCAAGAACAGAUGGUCUGGCUUAUCGAUUUCCACGGCUGGACCAUGGCAAGCGUAUCGGUAAAGGUGACCCGUGAAACAGCUCAUGUGUUGCAGGACUACUACCCGGAAAGACUUGCUCUAGGAAUCCUCUAUAAUCCCCCAAAGAUCUUUGAAUCCUUUUGGAAGAUAGUGAAGCCCUUUCUGGACCAGAAAACAUACAAGAAGGUAAAAUUUGUUUACUCUGACGACCCGAAUAGCCAGAAGAUCAUGAUGGAGCUAUUCGACUUUGAUAAGCUAGAAACUUCAUUCGGCGGUCAUAAUCAAGUUGAAUUCAAUUUCAACAAGUAUGCUGAACUAAUGAAAGAGGACGACAAGAAGUAUGUUUCCGUUGCUCCGAUGCUCAAAUCAUCCACUCCCGAAGCCUUAUCACCACCCGCAUUGAAUUCAACUUCCUCAAGUGAUAGCAAAUCCUCAAAGCCUGUUCACGAAGUGUGAUCAAACGAAAAUGAGAAGAAUGAGGUAGUUCAUUAGCUAAAGUGUAACAGAUUCGAGAUGAUUCAAAUGAGAAAAUCUGCAUUACUGAUUCGAAUGAAAGUUCAGCUGUUAUUAUUCAUAGAGCAGGUAAUGAACAUUGAUUCGACUGAAAGAGUUGAACUGUAUCAGGACCAGAAUUUGGCAUCAAAUUGAGUUGUCAAAUGGAUGGUCAAGUUUAGGGUUUAUAUUUUCUUCAGAAACUUUAGGUGUUAGAAUUUGGCAUCAAAUUGAGAAACAAAGAACCCUUAUCUUUCUUGUUUGUGGAAUUCAUUUCUGAUGGAAAGAACACUUGCUUAAUGUAUCGGAUAAAAGCCAAAGUUUUAAUCUUUUUGUUGCAGUUUUGUUGUUCUUCUUC